Molecule: messenger RNA, 307 nt
Organism: Ilex paraguariensis (yerba mate)
Lineage: Eukaryota; Viridiplantae; Streptophyta; Magnoliopsida; Aquifoliales; Aquifoliaceae
Source: the annotation of a GenBank genome assembly
GUUUAUAUGAUCAAGCUUGGUAGGAUAGAUGAUCUCAAGGGUUUUAGUUCAAAUGGUAUUUGGCAAGGUAGUGGUUCCUUUGAGACUACAAAGCAUUAUGGAGCAGAUUUGGAAUCUGCUUGGCAGAAUGCAGUAUCAGUAGGAGGACAAGACUUAGCCAAAGAGAGUUCAAAACUGCAUGGGAACUGGAAAGAUAAUAUGGCUUUAUCAAAAAAAUCUGAUAAGAUAUGGUGGCUACAGUUAUGGAUGGUGUUGGGCAAGGCAGAAGUUCCAUGGAGAUUGAGGGGUAUUUUGGAGAAGAUUGGAG